AUGGUAUUUCAACAUGUCGUUAAACACGAAGAAGGAGAAUUAAGAAAAAAGUUGAUGUUUUUCCUACCUCAAAUGUCCCUGUCGGACUUGCAUUCUGCAACUCUACGUUUAUCCAUUCAUCCCAACAAUAGUGGGGUAUUGCAUUUGCUGCAUCAAAAUCAUCUAGUCAACACGCUUAAUCUCAGUACGCAUCGGGGUGAAGAACUUGAUUUGUUCAAGAUAGUGGGCCAGUGGAUCGAGCAGCCUGACAGUAAUCAAGGAUUAACAUUAGAGUGCGCGAGUUGCCAAUCUAUUCCUACAGAAGCCACUUUACACGUGGUAUCCCACCGAAGAAUGAAGAGACAGGUUAAAAACAGAAGAUCAAAAUGCAAGAGAAAUUAUGAUUGUUGCUUAAAAAAACUCAAAGUUAACUUUAAAGAGAUCGGUUGGAACUGGAUAUACAGACCAGAAUCUUUCGAUUUUUAUUACUGUAAAGGAAAAUGUCGUAACGAUACUUCUAUACUUAGCCAAAAUGCGUUGAUCAGGAGUAUUUUGAGGAGCAGAAGUAUAAAAGUGCCUAGACUGUGUUGCGCGCCGAAAAGGACAGGUUCUCUCAGGAUUCUACACUACACAGAUUCGGACCCUCCAAAAUUAGUAGUUAGAAAAUUGAAGGGUAUGGUUGUCAAGAGCUGCGGCUGUCAAUAAUAUAUGCAAUGUCAAAUCUCAAG
This is a messenger RNA of Centruroides sculpturatus (bark scorpion), 707 nucleotides long. Its product is annotated as bone morphogenetic protein 2-like. Gene Ontology annotation, molecular function: growth factor activity; cytokine activity. The record is from RefSeq and is a predicted model, not a curated record. Gene Ontology annotation, cellular component: extracellular region. Gene Ontology annotation, biological process: BMP signaling pathway; SMAD protein signal transduction. The transcript has 2 exons. NCBI's taxonomy places the organism in Eukaryota, Metazoa, Arthropoda, Arachnida, Scorpiones, Buthidae. Bases 1 to 684 code for a protein of 227 amino acids.